AUGGCGCGUCUCCUCAACGCCGUCGCGGCAGCCACCGCUCUUCUCGUGGGCGUCGCGACCGCCAUUGACCGCGAGCCCCACCAGCCCUCCGGCGGCGGCGACAAGAUUGUCACCUGGAAUGAGACCGUCGUCUCUCCCCGCUUCGGCGCCAGCGCCCGCUCCGUCAGCUGGCUCUCCGGCACAGACGACGGCCGCUAUAUUGAACAGGACGACGCCGGCCUUGUCAUCGUGGACAUCAUCUCAGGCGAUAACAAAACCUUUGUGUCUGCCGACAAGUUCCCCGCUGGUGUACAUGAGUACUGGAUCCGCCCGGACCUGAAGAAGGUGCUCUUCGCCACAAACUACACCAAGCAGUACCGCUACUCGUACUUUGCGGACUACUCCAUUCUGGACGUCGAGUCCGGCGCCCUCCAGCCUCUGCUGCCCGAGGCGCUCGGAGAUGUCCAAUACGCCGAAUUCGCACCUGUUGGCGACGCCAUUGCAUUUGUUCGCGGCAACAACCUCUACCUCAGCAAGAACGGCACCGUCUCUCAAAUCACCAACGAUGGUGGCCCGGAUCUGUUCCACGGCGUCCCCGACUGGGUCUACGAGGAGGAGAUCUUCGGUGGUCGCAGCACGCUGUGGUUCUCCCCCGACGGAGAGUACGUUGCCUACCUGAGCUUCAACGAGACCGGCGUCGAGACCUUCACCAUCCCCUACUACAUGGACAACCAGAAGAUCGCUUCCCCGUACCCCAAGGAGCUGGACCUGCGCUACCCCAAGGUCGGCAGCACGAACCCGACCGUCCAGCUGACCGUGCUGGAGGUCGGCAGCGAGAAGUCCACUCCCGUCACCAUCGACGCGUUCCCCGCUGACGACCUCGUCGUCGGUGAGUUGAAGUGGGUUACGAAGAACCAUACCAGCUUCGUCUACCGUGCCUUCGACCGCGUUCAAGAGCAAGAGAAGGUUGUUCGUGUCGAUGUCGAUGGCUACGCAUCCCAGACUAUCCGUGAACGUGACGGUUCUGACGGCUGGCUGGACAACAACCUGGCCAUUGAGUACAUCGGCCCCCUGCAGAACACUACCGACGCGUACUACCUCGAUCUGUCCGACCAUACUGGCUGGAAUCACUUGUACCUGUACCCCGUCAAGGGCGGCGACGCCAUCCCUCUGACCAGCGGCGAGUGGGAGGUCGUGGCUGUGGUCAAGAUCGAUACCGAGCGACAACUCGUCUACUUCCAAUCCACCGAGCACCACAGCACCGAGCGUCACCUCUACUCCGUGUCUUAUCCUGCGGGCACCAAGAAGGCGCUCGUUGACGACAAAGUCGAUGGCAUGUGGAGCGCUUCCUUCUCUGCCUCGGGAGGUUACUACAUCCUCAGCUACCAGGGCCCCAACGUCCCCUACCAGGAGCUGUACGCCAUCAACUCCACCGAGCCAAUCCGCACCAUCACCAGCAACGACGCCCUCGUCGCGCGCCUCAAGGAGUACAAGCUGCCCAACAUCACCUACUUCGAGCUCACCCACCCCGACGGAUACUGCCUGAACGUGAUGCAGCGUCUCCCCGCCAACUUCGACCCCUCCAAGAAGUACCCUGUCCUCUUCACCCCCUACGGCGGCCCCGGCUCGCAGCAAGUCACGAAGCGGUACCAGACCAUCAGCUGGUCGGCCUUCAUCUCCUCGGACCCUGAGCUCGAGUACAUCACCUACACCGUCGACAACCGCGGCACAGGCUACAAGGGCCGCGCCUACCGAUCCCUCGUCGCCGGCCACCUCGGCCGCCUCGAGCCCCUCGACCAGAUCUGGGCCGCCGAGCAGCUGGCAUCCAAGAACUCCUUCGUCGACGCCGGCAAGAUUGGCAUCUUCGGCUGGUCAUACGGCGGAUACCUCUCGGCCAAGGUCGUCGAGCAAGACUCGGGCGUCUUUUCCCACGCGCUAAUCGUCGCGCCCGUUAGCGACUGGCGCUUCUACGACUCGGUCUACACGGAGCGCUACAUGAAGAGCCUGGGCGAGAACGAGGAGGGCUACAACGAGACGGCCGUCCGCAACCCCGCCGGCUUCAAGAACAUUGCCGGCGAGUUCACCAUCCUCCACGGCACCGGCGACGACAACGUGCACUACCAGAACGCCGCCGCGCUCAUCGACCUAUUGGUCAGCGCGGGCGUGCCCAACGACAAGAUGAACUGGCUCUCCUUCACCGACAGCGACCAUAGCAUUGCGUACAACGGUGCAAACAUCUGGCUGUACAAGUACAUGACGGAGGCGUUGUUCCGUGAGAAGAAACGCUCCGGCGACCGGUUGGUGCACCAGUGGACCAAGAAGUCCGACGCGAGCUUCGACUUCGAUCGGGAGUAG
This is a messenger RNA of Colletotrichum chrysophilum, 2334 nucleotides long. It is a transcript of the gene DPP4, whose product is annotated as diacylglycerol pyrophosphate phosphatase. Gene Ontology annotation, molecular function: serine-type peptidase activity; dipeptidyl-peptidase activity. The record is from RefSeq and is a predicted model, not a curated record. Lineage: Eukaryota; Fungi; Ascomycota; Sordariomycetes; Glomerellales; Glomerellaceae. Gene Ontology annotation, biological process: proteolysis. The transcript is spliced from 2 exons. The coding region runs from base 1 to 2334 and encodes 777 amino acids.